ACAUCUUGUUGUCUUUGUAAGAGUGGAGCUCGAUCACGCCGCCGUGUCUUCCCUCUUCCCCGAAUCCUCUCAAAACUCCCUCCCGAACCUCCCCCUCUCUCCCUCCGGACCCUCGGACUCUCCCCCACCCGGAGCGCACGUCAGGUUAAUCAUCCGUGACCAAAGAUCCAGAUCUCUGCAGGCUGAUCAUCAUGGACUCUGGAGUGAUUGAAGGAGGGCUGAACGUCACGCUGACCAUCCGGCUGCUCAUGCAUGGCAAAGAAGUGGGCAGCAUUAUUGGGAAGAAAGGUGAAUCUGUGAAGAAGAUGCGGGAGGAGAGCGGUGCGCGGAUCAACAUCUCGGAAGGGAACUGCCCUGAACGCAUCAUCACGCUCGCAGGCCCCACCACCGCCAUCUUCAAGGCCUUCUCCAUGAUCAUUGAGAAGCUGGAGGAGGACAUCAGCAGCUCCAUGUCCAACAGCACGGCCACCUCCAAGCCGCCGGUGACGCUGCGGAUCGUGGUUCCGGCCAGCCAGUGCGGCUCACUCAUCGGCAAAGGAGGAUGCAAGAUCAAGGAGAUCAGGGAGUCGACUGGAGCUCAGGUACAGGUGGCAGGAGACAUGCUGCCCAACUCCACCGAGAGAGCCAUCACUAUCGCCGGGACCCCGCUGUCCAUCAUCGAGUGUGUCAAACAGAUCUGUGUGGUCAUGCUGGAGUCUCCUCCUAAAGGUGUGACCAUCCCUUACCGACCCAAACCCUCAGGAUCGCCUGUCAUUUUUGCAGGAGGACAGGCAUACGCGGUGCAGGGACAACAUGCCAUUCCUCAGCCUGAUCUUACGAAGCUCCACCAGUUGGCGAUGCAGCAGAGCCCGUUUCCUCUGGCCCCCAGUAGCCAAGGGUUCACAGCUGGGAUGGACGCCUCUGCACAGACAGGCUCUCAUGAACUGACCAUUCCUAAUGAUUUGAUUGGCUGCAUCAUCGGCCGUCAAGGUGCCAAGAUUAACGAGAUCCGUCAGAUGUCGGGCGCUCAGAUCAAGAUUGCUAACCCAGUGGAGGGAUCGAGCGACCGGCAGGUCACCAUCACCGGCUCACCCGCCAGCAUCAGCCUGGCCGAAUACCUGAUCAAUGCACGACUCUCGUCCGAGGCGACAGGAAUGGCGGCUAACUGAAGCCGCGUCCGUCUCUUCUCCUCCUCCAUCACAUUUACGCUCUCUAAAGUGCAAAAGGAAACCAAGUAUUUUCCACCUGUCUGUUCCUUUCACCCCAGCUACGCUUCAUGGAUAUACACGACUGUUUUAUUUAUUUAUUUCAUGCAGAUGUUUUUAAACUCCCUUUUGCGUACAGUUUUUAACGUCUUUCUUUGCGUAUUGUUUGGUCAGUCCACAUCACCGUGCGGAAGCGAAGGUGGAAAAAUCUGAAAAAUGCAGCGUUUUUGUUAUCUCAGAUUUUUCUUAUAAAAACCAGAAAAACUCAAAAAGAGAGCAACUGCAGACGCUAGAGCAAGCGCGUUCCCUCUGUCUGAUAUUUAUUUAUUAUUUUAAUUUAACUCUAGGAGGUUUGAGCUUUUAAAGUCCUAGACAUCGGAGCUUCGGUCUGAUCAAGCUCUGUUUUCUGCUGCGGACGGAGGCGCUUCAGGCCGCGUCUGCUCCUCGACAUUUUUGAAGAUUUGUCAUUCCUCAAGAUUUGUCUCGUUUCGUUUUUCUCUAUCCUGAAGUUGGAGAUUUUGUUGGAGGGAGGGUCGGGAGAUGCUGCAGUUUCUGAUGUUACUGCUAUAAUAAUAAUAAUAAUAAUAAUGAUGAUGAUGAUGAGUUGAAAAUAUUUCUUUUAGAGAGAGAGAGAGAGAGAGAGUAUUUUUUUUAAUCUGUAGAGCCCGAGCUGGAGGAUUCCCAAUCGACCACGUUUAUAUGAUGAUGAUGAUGAUGCGACUGAGUUACUGAUCAAUGACAUGACUAGAAGGAACUUUCUAGAAUUAACACUAGUUUCCUCUCGACUCUGCUUGAGUAAUAGUUAUGUUUUCUAUUUUAUUUUUAUUUGUUUUUCUAUUUUAUUUUUCUUGCAGGAGGAAGGAUUUAAAAAAAUACAAACCUAAAAAACCUUUUUGUGCACGUUUUCAGAAUAUUGUAGAUUUGGAGUGCAGCUGGAAUGAAGAAUUAAACAUGCAAAAUUAAACAUGAAAUGCUCAAACUA
Molecule: messenger RNA, 2166 nt
Organism: Danio rerio (zebrafish)
Lineage: Eukaryota; Metazoa; Chordata; Actinopteri; Cypriniformes; Danionidae
Gene: pcbp2
Product: poly(rC) binding protein 2
Cellular component (GO): cytoplasm
Molecular function (GO): RNA binding; DNA binding; nucleic acid binding
Source: RefSeq, marked provisional